Messenger RNA from Acanthosepion pharaonis, 516 nucleotides. The record is from the annotation of a GenBank genome assembly. NCBI's taxonomy places the organism in Eukaryota, Metazoa, Mollusca, Cephalopoda, Sepiida, Sepiidae.
AUGUAUGUAAUAUUUUAUUUAGCUUCUAACUCUCUGACGAAUCUCUCUCUCUCUCUCUCUCUCUCCCUAUCUAUCUAUCUAUCUAUCUAUCUAUUUCAACCUGUUCAUAUCUAUCUAUCUAUCUAUCUAUCUAUCUAUCUAUCUAUCUAUCUAUCUAUCUAUCUAUUUCAACCUGUUCAUAUCUAUCUAUCUAUUUCAACCUGUUCAUAUCUAUCUAUCUAUCUAUCUAUCUAUCUAUCUAUCUAUCUAUCUAUCUAUCUAUCUAUCUAUCUAUCUGAGUUGAUUAAUUUUUCUCUACAUGACAACGAACAAGCUUUGCCUCCUUUAAUUCAUUCAUUUUUUUUUUCUUUUUCACUUUUGAAACCAUUUUGCUCGUCUUUUCCCUUUGAUAUCGAAAAUAACGAUGUUCGUGGCUUUUCUCUGUCUGUCUGUCUGUCAGUGAGUCAGUCAGUGAGUCAGUCAAUCUAUCUAUCUAUCUAUCUAUCUAUCUAUCUAUCUAUCUAUCUAUCUAUCUAA